Messenger RNA from Andrographis paniculata, 192 nucleotides. The record is from the annotation of a RefSeq genome assembly. Lineage: Eukaryota; Viridiplantae; Streptophyta; Magnoliopsida; Lamiales; Acanthaceae.
AUGCUUAAUAUUCUUAGUUUGAUCUGUAUUUGUAUUAAUUCUGCCCUUUAUCCGCAUUCGAGUGGUUUUUUCUUCGGCAAAUUGCCCGAAGCCUACGCUUUUUUGAAUCCAAUCGUAGAUGUUAUGCCAGUCAUACCUGUACUUUUUUUUCUCUUAGCUUUUGUUUGGCAAGCUGCUGUAAGCUUUCGAUAA